Sphaerodactylus townsendi is the source of this 3639-nucleotide messenger RNA. RefSeq names its product cyclin and CBS domain divalent metal cation transport mediator 3 (gene CNNM3). Lineage: Eukaryota; Metazoa; Chordata; Lepidosauria; Squamata; Sphaerodactylidae. Gene Ontology annotation, biological process: magnesium ion homeostasis; transport. The record is from RefSeq and is a predicted model, not a curated record. The coding region runs from base 56 to 2491 and encodes 811 amino acids. The transcript has 9 exons. Gene Ontology annotation, molecular function: transmembrane transporter activity. Gene Ontology annotation, cellular component: plasma membrane.
UCCCCCUAGUAGCUGCUUUUUGCUGCUGCAGCUCCAGCAGCUGCUGGCUCUGGCGAUGGUGGGCGAUUGCAGUUUGCUGGUGUUGCUGCUAGGUUGGGCUGCUGUGUUGUGGUUGGGUUGCGUAGUAGUGCAAGGGGAGGACUCAGCUGUCAAGGCCUCUCAGCACUCCAGGCUCCCCCUGGAGACCAGGGCUCCCCAGACCCCUGACGCUGGGAUCCCCCAGAAGCCUAGGGGGCCCCACCCCAAGGUGCUGGGCUUCUGCCUGGAAGAGGGAGCCUUGGCCAGUGGCAGCCUCAUCAGGGCUACCCCAGGGACCACCUUCCGCCUACGCCUUUAUGGUACUGACCUAAGGAACCACAGCUGGCCUUGGGUGGCCUUUGUACCACUGGGAAGCUCCUGUGCCGUUCCUGAGGGGGGUCUUUCCUCCACACCGUCCCCAGCUGGUGCCCCUGAAUUGCUUUUGCACGACAUCCUACCUGUUGGAGAAUAUGCAGUACUGGUGACAGUGAAGGUGGCCUCUGGGGGCACCCAGGGCCAGUAUCAUCUUUGCAGCCUGGCAGGGCACCAGUGGGCUCCAGCUGCCCCGGGGGAUGCUAUCCUGGUAAUGGAAGAUGAAGGUGGGGGUGGGAGGGUGGCAGCCGUGGCCUUGCCCCCUCCCUUGGCACCCUGGCUUCUGGGCACCCUCGUGGCCUUACUGCUAGCUUUCUUGGCCUUGCUCCGGGUUUUGCAGCUCAGCACUUUGUGGUUGGAUCCAGUGGAACUGUAUGUGUUGCGGGACUGUGGUUCAGAAUCGGAGCGAGAAGCUUCCAAAGUACUGGAGACAGUCAGACAACGUGGGACUUUUGUCCUUUGCUCUCUGCUGCUCCUAAGCUCCUUGGCCAAUGCUGCUUUGGCAGUGCUUUUCUAUAGGGCUGUGGGGAUGUUGGUGCCUGCUAUCCUGGGUGUGGCUGGUUUAGUCUUUCUUUUAGCUGAGGUGCUGCCUUUUACCAUCAGUUCACGGUGGGGACUUCUACUAGCCCCGCGUGGGCUCUGGCUCACCCAGCUCUUCAUGCUUCUCACGUUCCCCAUCUCACUGCCGCUGAGCAAGGUGCUGGAACUCGCUUUGCAUCAUGACACCAGUACAUGCCUCUUGCGGGAGAAAAUCCUGGACAUGGUGCGUAACAGUGACCCCUACAAUGAAUUUGUCCGGGAGGAGUUCAGCAAGGGUGCUCUGCGCAACAAGACCGUUGAGGAUGUGCUGACGCCGCUGGAUGAGUGUUUCAUGCUCAAUGCUUCUGCUGUACUGGACUUCAACAACAUGUCCAUGAUCAUGCAGAGCGGUUACACCCGUAUCCCGGUCUAUGAAGAAGAGCGCACCAAUUUAGUGGACAUGCUUUAUGUCAAGGACUUGGCCAUGGUAGACCCGGAUGACUGCACCCCUCUCAGCACCAUCAUCAAGUUCUACAACCACCCGCUUCACUUUGUCUUCAAUGAUACUAAGCUGGAUGCUGUUCUGGAGGAGUUCAAGCGAGGUAAAUCGCACAUGGCCAUUGUUCAGAAGGUGAACAAUGAAGGUGAAGGAGACCCCUUCUAUGAAGUCAUGGGCUUGGUGACGCUGGAAGAUGUCAUUGAAGAGAUCAUAAAAUCAGAGAUCAUGGAUGAGUCAGAUGACUACAGGGAUAACAAGAUGAAGAAGAAGCCUCCUCAUCUUGGGACUUUAGUGGAUCGCAGGAAAGAAGAUUUCUCCUUGUUCAAAGUGUCUGACAGUGAAUACAAGGUGAAAAUCUCCCCCCAACUCCUGCUGGCUACACAGCGCUUCUUAUCUAGAGAGGUAGACCUCUUCAGUCCAGCUCGAAUCUCUGAGAAAGUCCUCUUGCACCUGCUGAAACACCCAAGUGUCAACCAAGAGGUGAAAUUUGAUGAAAGCAACCGUCUGGCCCCUGAGCACUACCUGUACCAGCGCAACCAACCAGUCAAUUAUUUCAUCCUUAUCCUGCAGGGCAGGGUUGAAGUCGAGAUUGGAAAGGAGGGACUGAAGUUUGAAAACGGAGCCUUCACGUAUUACGGUGUCUCUGCACUGACAGCUCCAUCCUCAGUUCAUCAGUCCCCAGUGUCUACCCUCAGAAUGAACCGUCGUGAUCAGCAGCUGGAUGGGGGAGAGAGUAGUAACUUUUCCAUGUACUGUCCUGACUACACUGUCAGAGCUCUCACUGACCUGCAGUUCAUCAAGGUUACUCGGCUGCAGUAUCUCAAUGCCCUCAUGGCCUCCCGGAUACAAAACUCGCCCCAGUCGCCUGAUGCCAUUGAACUGAAAAUUGUCCCCAGUAGCCAGACGAAGCUUCUGAAUGACAAAAAUGCUGCAACAGGAGACGCAUCUCUGCAAGCUGCUUCCUUGAAUGAUACAACCUCAUGGCUGGGAGCUCAUGGGCCUUUCCCAGGGAAUUGGCAUCGCCUUGAGGAGGAGGCACCAGUUCCAAAGGAGAAGCCCAUGCACCUGAGGCUAGGAUCAUGAAAAAGCAGAAGCAAGCUAAACCUCCUGGAUGAGGAAAGCCUGAGCCGGAGCACUGGGGUCUGACCUGCUGGAGGCGACUGCGGUCGGUCUGCGGGGGGAAGGGCUUGAGCGGACCCCCCCUGGCUGACCAGUGAACAUCGUUUGGCACCUGCAUCCUAGACUCUGGGGAAACUGGACGUCUCUGGCAGCCAAGUGGGCCGUGAGCCCCUUUGGGUUGCUUCUGGUGCUUUGACCUGGCCGUGCGCAGGAGGGUUUUUUCUUUCUUUCCUUUUUUUGAACAGGACUUGACUGGUGGUUGAACUCAGUGGGGUCUCCACCACCAGCAUCAAAGAGUCAGCUUGUGCUUUUUGACUCAGUUACUUCUCUGGGAGCCUGUGGGAGAGGGGGCCGGCUGAGGGUCCCUAGCAGGAAUACAUCUCUGCCAGAACUGGUGCCCCUUCCUAUGCGACAAAUUCCCCUUGAACUCCUUCCCAUAGCUUCAUGCACAUUCUCCCCAGUUGGUUGCUCACAAUGGCAAGCUGCGCUGGCAGCCCAGAGCAAGGAGGGGAGAACUUUGGAGCCCUACCGCUUUUUCCUUGUCUCUGUAGCUGCUGGCUGGGAGGUAGCGUGUAAUGAACUCUGAACGUUCCUUAGCUGCAGUGAGUGAGAGCCCCACAUCUACCCUAUGCCAGCUGCAAGGGCACGCAUUACACAGCUGGCGUCCAGCUCCUCGGCCAAGUUGGCAUUAUCUGUGGUUGUAUGUUUCUCUAGCAAACUCCUCCUCCCACCUUCCUGGGCCAUGGAUGUCACUUGCAUUAUUCGUCUUCUGUGUGCCAAGGCACAAAGACCCCUCAACCAGCUGUAAGUCCCCCCACACACCCGCCCAUCCUUGUCCAGUGCCAGAUAUGGCAUCAUCCCAUGCUGUUCCCCCAUCUUUGUCCAAAUUGUGCCAAAGUCCAUAACCUCUGGAGCCAGACUGCAAUCCUAAACUUCAGCCUGCCACCUGUGCCUCCCGCUCUCUCCCUGGGACUCUGAUCCCCAAGGGCUGCCUGUGCCAUCUGGGGGAGUGCGGUUUUUCUGCAAAUGAGCCCCUGCUUCCCCGCUUCCUCUUUCUUUCUUUCUUUCUUUCUUUCUUUCUUUCUUUCUUUCUUUCUUUCUUUCUUUCUUUC